Messenger RNA from Leptopilina boulardi, 651 nucleotides. Its product is annotated as histidine-rich glycoprotein-like. The transcript has 3 exons. NCBI's taxonomy places the organism in Eukaryota, Metazoa, Arthropoda, Insecta, Hymenoptera, Figitidae. The coding region runs from base 168 to 575 and encodes 135 amino acids. The record is from RefSeq and is a predicted model, not a curated record. Gene Ontology annotation, cellular component: extracellular matrix.
CUCAAAGUGACACUCGCGAAAUUAUUUAAAAUUUGUAGGUUUGGAAAAUUCUUUUUGUUGUCGAAUGUAGACAAGAGAGAAGAUAGUCAAAGGUCAUUGGGUCAAUUGAUGUGACGGCAUUUUCGAAUUUUUUAUCAGUUCACCUGUUUUUCUUCAUUUAGAAGAGGAUGACACGUGCCAACUUGAUUCUCCCUUUGUCAUUACUAAUAUGCCUAUUGGUUGGAAGAACUAUGGGAUCAUUUGGGCAUGGACACCAUCAUCACAAGGCUUAUUCUUUUGCACAUUUUCAUGGUCCUGUCCAUGGUCAUCAUCACAAAAUUACUUGGGUAGAUAAACAUGGACAUCAUCAUCACGAUUAUGUUGCAUCGCCUCAUUAUAAAUUCUCAUAUGGUGUCAAAGAUCAUCAUACCAAAGAUUUUCAUGGCCAUAAGGAACACCAUGAUGGACAUCACGUACAUGGAGAAUAUACUGUUCAUGAACCUGGUGGUAAUGUUCGAACUGUAAAAUACCAUGUGGAUAAAUAUGGUUUCCAUCCCAUUGUACACAAUAGUAAUGGAAUAGAACAUCAUUAUUGAGAAAAAAAUAUUCUCAAUCAAUAUAAAAUUUCCAUCACUGUUUUUGUUAUCAAUUGAAAAAAUACAAUAUUGUUAC